Molecule: messenger RNA, 1096 nt
Organism: Drosophila willistoni
Lineage: Eukaryota; Metazoa; Arthropoda; Insecta; Diptera; Drosophilidae
Gene: Tim17a2
Product: probable mitochondrial import inner membrane translocase subunit Tim17 3
Exons: 1
Coding region: 102-878 (258 amino acids)
Biological process (GO): protein import into mitochondrial matrix
Cellular component (GO): TIM23 mitochondrial import inner membrane translocase complex; mitochondrial inner membrane
Molecular function (GO): transmembrane protein transporter activity
Source: RefSeq, a predicted model, not a curated record
GUUGAUAUUUUUCAACAUCUCCGUAUUAAUUUUCGUUUGUUUUUGGGUUGAGGAGAUUGAUUUCUACCCGACAGAAGAAGAAGAAGUAGAGGAAGUAGAAGAUGGUUGAAUACAAUCGCCAGCCCUGUCCCAUACGCAUUGUGGAGGAUUGCGGUUGUGCCUUUAUGAUGGGCUGUAUAGGUGGCUCAAUGUUUCAGUAUGCUAAGGGUUUCCGGAAUUCGCCAUCGGGCAUAAUGCGUGGCUUUUAUGGCGGCAUCGAUUUGAUGAAAAUGAAAACGCCAGCAAUUGCCGGAAGUUUUGCCAUCUGGGGCGCCACAUUCAGUACUGUGGACUGUGCCAUGGUUGCCUAUAGACAGCGCGAGGAUUCGUGGAAUUCAAUUGUAAGUGGAGCGGCAACAGGUGGCAUUCUGGCAGCGCGUAACGGCCUGAAGGCAAUGGCUAAUAGCGCUCUGGUCGGUGGCCUUGUGUUGGCCAUGAUUGAAGGUGCCGGCGCUGCUGUAGCCACCAUUUAUGCUGCAGAGCCAUCUGCUUCAUCAUCGGAGGGUAGUUCUCGCAAGCAAAUUGAACAUCAGCGUCCGCAAUGGGAAGUGGCCAAUACGGAAACGGAAAUACGAACGGAUGAUGCAGGAGCUGCUAAACAAGAGCACGAUUGGUCUGAUUUUGAGAGAGUUCUAACCAAAUUUCGUCCCAUGCAAAAUACUGGCAUAACCAUGCCCACAUGGAAUACUAAACAACAACAACAACAACAUGACACAAAGAAGCCACUGCAAUCAAAAAACUUGAUGUUGGAGCAGAAUGUGGACCAUCCCAAUCAUCACACAACCAUGCCGCAGUCGUAUUCCCUGCUUGAGCUCGUAAAACAGGCCAAUUUGUUUUAAUCUCAGUUUUAGAAACCUGCCCAAAAAUGUAAAUAGAUUCAGGCACUAUGCAUUUGUGCCUUCUUCUUCAUCGCAAGAGUUUCCAAAUUAUGUACAUGUAUUGCCUUUAAAUCAGACAAAAUCAAUUAUCCCCGUCGUAGUACUGUAUUUUACGUGUCGUGAUAUCAGCUUUAGUAAAGACUUCUCCAGUCAUGGUCUCUCGUGUGAGCCGAAAUUCA